Molecule: messenger RNA, 1419 nt
Organism: Prorocentrum cordatum
Lineage: Eukaryota; Dinophyceae; Prorocentrales; Prorocentraceae
Source: the annotation of a GenBank genome assembly
AGCCAUUUUGGCUGAAAAGAGGGCUUACUUCUACGGCCUCGGUCAGGCGCGCGGCGCAGACUUUCAGCUUCCAGCGCUCACUUCCGACAAUGGCGGGCGAGGCGGGCAAGGCGCGCACAGUGCUGCUGGCGACCGAGAAGGCCUUUGCGGCCGACGCGGUGGCCAAGAUCCAGGCCGCCUUCGACGAGUCCAAGUACACCAUGAAGAAGCUGGAGAACUACAAGAGCAAGGACGAGCUCUUGGCCGCCGUGGCCGACGUGGACGCCAUGAUCAUCCGCAGCGACAUCGUGGACGCCGCGGUCCUGGAGAAGGCCGCGAAGCUGAAAAUCGUCGUGCGGGCCGGCGCUGGGUACGAUAACAUCGACUUGAAGGCCUGUGAGGCGAAGUCGAUCACGGCGAUGAACACCCCAGGGCAGAACGCGAACGCCGUCGCCGAGCUGGUGUUCGGCAUGAUGCUGACAAGCGCCCGCAACAACUACGACGGCACCAGCGGCUUCGAGCUCGUCGGCCGCAGCAUCGCCUUCUACGGCUACGGGGCCGUCGCCAGGGCGGUGGGGAAGCUGGCAGCAGGCUUCGGCAUGGUCCUGUACGCCUACGACCCCUACAUCCCGAAGGACGCCAUCAAGAAAAUGGGCGCCGAGCCUGUGGACACCGUGGCGGACCUCUUCAAGCACCAGUACGUGUCGCUGCACGUGCCGCUGACUCCGGAGACCAAGGAGUCCAUCAACAAGGAGCUGCUGCUCAAAAUGCCCAAGGGCGGCACCCUGAUCAACACUGCAAGGAUGGAGGUUGUGCACGAGGGGCAGAUGCUCGAGGUGCUGAAGGAGAGGCCCGACUUCUGCUACCUGUGCGACGUCGGCUUCAAGGCGCAGGAGGAGGCGAAGGCGAUCGUUGGGGACAAGUACAUGAAGCGGGUGAUCUUCACCAAGAAGAAGAUGGGCGCCCAGACCAUCGAGGCAAACAACAACGCUGGCAUCGCUGCGGCCAACCAGAUCGUCGGCUUCUUCGAGAAGGGCGAGACCAAGUUCUCUCUUAAGGCCUGAGCUGGAGCCGCGAGCGCAGCCUUGGCAGGCACCGAGGGAAGGGGGAGAUGGUGCUGGGGAGGGCGAGGCAGACGUUGGAGACUGAUGCCCGCCUUUGUCGCUUCCCCAUCAGCCGCGGCUCCGCGCCCUGCGGGGCCCCUUACUCCGCGCGCUCCACCUUCGGCGGCACGCGAGAGUGGCCCUUCGCCUUGGUGGCCUCUGCUGCGCGGCCUUCGCCCUGGGCUCGGACUUUGUCUCUUCUGGCGCUUCUCCUCGGUUCGGGCCCCUGGGGCCAGCGGUGCGGCCCCGUGCCAUCGAGCGUGGCCCCAGGGCGACAAAAGCUACGCCCAGGCAAGGGGUCGGGACUUCUCGGGCCGCGCAUUGAACAACUCGGAUC